AUGCGAAAAGGAGAUAUGGUUCAUCCGCCAUGGGAGGAACUUCCUCAUGACAUAUGGGGUUUUAUCUUUCAGCGUCUCCCAUUAGUGGAUCGUGUUCACGCUAGCGUCGUAUGCAAACAAUGGAGUUCAGCCCUAAAGCAAACUCCUCGACCCGCUUGGAUUUUACUGCACCUUGACGACGAUACUCAAUAUUGCCAUCACAUGAUUAUGAGCUACUUUGACUUUGGUGAAGGCGCGAUUAAAUAUCUGAAUCUCCCUGAGUCAAUACCAAAGGGGGCUGCCACCGGGGCUUCCAGAGGUUGGCUUAGAGUACGUACGGAGGACACGACAACUGAUAAUCCGCAAAUUUAUCUGCUUGAUCCAAUUUCAGGGGUUCAACUUCCACUUCCUCCCAUGUCAACUAUACGAUCAGCUUCGGAAGACACAAACAUCAUCUUUCCUAAAAUUGAAAUAUCUUCCCAGGAUGCAUCCCAAUCCGUGGUUGCAGCAGUCUUCGAUGACGGUAAGAGUUUGGCAUUGUGCAAUCCGAAGGAUAAGAGGUGGACGGUAUUUGAAGGGUUGGACAUUGCUGAUAAUUAUAGUUACACAUGUAUUACAUUCUGCAAUGGAAUACUAUAUGCCUUAAUUAUAAUUGAAAACGAUGCGACCAUUCUUCAAACUCGAACUCAUUCCAUAAAAUUAGCAGGUGGUGAUCGUCAUGUUAUUUUGAAACUAAUUCCUUUUUCAAAGUCGGAGAUCAGUUCCCCAAUCUUUCUCGAAUGUCCUCUCGGAAAGCUAGAUUCCUUCGGCAACAAUUGGGCGGCUAUACCAUAUUUGGUGGAUUCCAACAACGAGUUAUUGCUAGUUGUUAAAAUAUUAGAUGACAAGGUUGACGAGGGCGACCAAGAGGACGAGCCUCAAAUUCCAUACUAUCGGGUUGCAACAUUCCGAGCAUUCAAGGUUGAAGCAAGUGACACAGUAUGUCUAAAGAGGUUAAGCAGCUUAGAGGACCAAACGUUGUUCAUCGAUGGAACGGAUAUAGUAUCCCUUCCAUGUGAAAGUUUCAGUAAUCAUUGCAUCUACUUUCUGGAAGAGUCAUCUGUUUAUGCAGACGAAAGUAGGAAAGUAACUACUUAUCCCCAAUCUGGUGUUUUCUACCUUAACGAUGGAAGGAUUGAACAUUCGUUUCCAUGUGGGGAUAUUACAAGGCGGCGUAAUUUCAGCUGGUUCUUUCCAAAUAUUAAGAUUGGAGGCUUCAACUAG
Molecule: messenger RNA, 1242 nt
Organism: Theobroma cacao (cacao)
Lineage: Eukaryota; Viridiplantae; Streptophyta; Magnoliopsida; Malvales; Malvaceae
Product: putative F-box protein At4g22165
Molecular function (GO): protein binding
Source: RefSeq, a predicted model, not a curated record